AUGACUGACAAUAAACAUAUAUUAGCAAACUCUGCCAAAUGCCCUUUCAGCCCUAUGUCUGCGAAUGGCUGCUCCUCACCAUCGACACAAUCUGCUGAUGGCGCUGAACUCCUUUGGAGUCCACAAAUCAAUUCAGUCGAAUUGCGAAAUUACCAAACAAAUCAGACGACUCAAGUCACUGGGCCGUUUUCAAAAAUAUACGGUGAUUGUCGUCAUCAUGUUUGUACAUCAACAUUUAUGGCACUUCCGGCACACAAUCAACAAAAGCAAUCGGCAUCAAAGAUGAUGAUCGAUGAAAUCGAACUCAAAUCACCCGAUUACAUUCGAAAAGAAGCAUAUGAUUACAUGGCCAUCUUUCACAAUGAAAAUAAAACAUCUGAUGCUGAUUAUGAAAGACGAUUACAGCAAAUCGAUUUGGAACUUACAGAAACUGGCACAUAUAAACAAACAAAAGAAGAGCUAGAAUAUGGCUGUCAAUUGUCAUGGAGAAAUGCAGGGCGGUGCAUCAAUCGAUUAUUUUGGCGUUCACUUAUCAUCAUUGACUGUCGUCAUGUGAAAACAAAUGAUGAAAUGUUCAAGGAAAUCUGUGAUCACAUCCGUUUUGCAUACAAUGGAGGAACAUUACAAGCAUCAUCACUCGUCAUGAANCGAUUCACCUCGUUUGCACCAAACAAUUUGAUUUGUAUUUCUUAG
Molecule: messenger RNA, 693 nt
Organism: Adineta ricciae
Lineage: Eukaryota; Metazoa; Rotifera; Eurotatoria; Adinetida; Adinetidae
Source: the annotation of a GenBank genome assembly